Nicrophorus vespilloides is the source of this 1280-nucleotide messenger RNA. Its product is annotated as UDP-galactose translocator. Gene Ontology annotation, molecular function: UDP-galactose transmembrane transporter activity. Gene Ontology annotation, cellular component: Golgi membrane. Gene Ontology annotation, biological process: pyrimidine nucleotide-sugar transmembrane transport. The transcript is spliced from 4 exons. The record is from RefSeq and is a predicted model, not a curated record. Bases 241 to 1227 code for a protein of 328 amino acids. NCBI's taxonomy places the organism in Eukaryota, Metazoa, Arthropoda, Insecta, Coleoptera, Silphidae.
UUACAUAUCAUUUGCAAAUUAACAAUAUUUAAGUUUAAUAUGACUAUAAUUAAAUUAACAUGUGACUUUGACAAUGACAGGUUACCUGGAAAAUGUCCGGGUGUCAACACGCAACACACGUAAACAAUUGCCAAAGUGGGCUGUUUGAACUAAAGAGAAAUUCUUAUUAACUAAGGAUCUCUGCUAUUUCCAGUGUAUUAUGUGCCAUUAAGGAGUGAAGUAUUAAAUAAUCUAUUAAUCAUGAAGAAAUCAGGUGAAAAUGGGAAUCUCAAAUACAUAAGUUUACUGAUUUUAACUGUGCAAAAUGCAAUGCUUGGAUUGUCCAUGCGUUAUGCUAGGACAAGGGAUGGAGACAUGUUCUUGUCAUCCACUGCUGUUUUAAUGGCUGAGGUUGUGAAAUUGGUUACAUGCUUGGCAAUUGUGUAUGUUCAGACUGGGGGUAUCACUGGCCUUGUACAUUCCAUACAAACUAUCAUUAUUCAAAAUCCUAAAGAUACACUUAAAGUGUGUGUUCCAAGCUUUGUUUAUGUCAUACAAAAUAAUUUGUUGUAUGUCUCUGCAUCUCACUUGGAUGCAGCCACUUAUCAGGUUUCAUAUCAAUUGAAAAUAUUGACGACAGCGAUGUUUGCCGUUGUGAUAUUGCGCAAGGAGCUGCACAGGACGCAGUGGUUCUCUCUACUCACUUUGGUCGUCGGAGUUGUGUUGGUGCAAUUGGCGCAAACUGAUAGUCCGACGACCCACACUACGGGACCGGAGCAGAACCGUUUGAUAGGGUUUGCAGCAGCUUUAACAGCUUGCGUUCUUUCCGGUUUCGCCGGAAUCUACUUCGAGAAGAUGCUCAAAGGAAGCGAUAUUACGGUUUGGAUGCGAAACGUCCAGCUGAGCUUGUGCUCCAUACCGUUCGGUUUGUUAACUUGCUUUUUAUACGACGGCAAGGUCAUCCACAACCAAGGUUUCUUCUUUGGAUACGAUAAGUUCGUCCAGUAUCUGGUCAUACUGCAAGCUUGCGGUGGAUUGAUCGUAGCUAUGGUCGUGAAGUACGCCGAUAAUAUACUUAAAGGAUUCGCCACUUCUCUGGCAAUAGUCAUCUCAUGCGUGGCAUCCAUCUACUUAUUUGAUUUCGUCCUGACCCUUCAGUUCACCCUUGGAGCUGCGUUCGUCAUCGGUUCGAUAUUCCUUUACGGAUACGUACCCAAGAAGACUACCAUCGUGGGCUCAAAGGUGUAAACAAAAAUAAUCUCGCAAGGAACUUAUUAUAUCGUUAUUAUUAUAUAUAUAUA